Messenger RNA from Aplosporella prunicola CBS 121167, 815 nucleotides. RefSeq lists its product as uncharacterized. Lineage: Eukaryota; Fungi; Ascomycota; Dothideomycetes; Botryosphaeriales; Aplosporellaceae. The transcript has a single exon. The record is from RefSeq and is a predicted model, not a curated record. The coding region runs from base 179 to 685 and encodes 168 amino acids.
AGCGACAGGCUUCCCUCGUCGUGAGCCGAAGCGAGGCUUUCACACGAGGCGGAUCUGCUCGGAAAGAGCGUCUAGACUGGGCUCGUGGACGCUACUCAAAGCGGCAGGAGGCGGGAGGAUUGACGGCGCUGGAAAACGUCAGGACUCGCAGGGUACCGGCGCAGCGGGUUCGCUCUUGAUGACAGGCGGCGGUCAUGCAGGCUCUCGACGGAGACAGAGCGGCAACAUCCACAUCCAGCGCGGCAUCUUCAGCGAGGCAAAGGGCGAGUGCACACAAGACUUGCUCUCGGAAAUCUGGGCUGGCUGCAUCGUGCUGCACUCCACUGUGGUGCGGGCGGCGGGAGCCUGUACUGUACAUAUGCAUGUGAGUAUGUCGUGCCGCGCUCCGCCGUACGCGAUCCGGCCGUGGAGGCUCCAGCCGGGGGCUCUUGAGUCAGUGGCGUUGGCGCGCGCGCGCGGGGGGCUCAGGACGCUUUUUGCGGGCAGGGUGGCAGGCUCGCUCGCUCGCUCUCACGGCUCUCUCAAAGUCACAGCUCUGUGCGCCGGUGGCGGUUGCUCAGAAUCCAGAGGGUCGAGGAUGCAGAUUGGGCGGGGUAGGCCGUCUUGUGGAUCGCAUUCCCUGCGGCGAAGGCGAAUCCCGGUUUGGACGGGUGGGGUGGAUGAGCCUCGCUCAGAAUGGCGGUGAAGAUCCCCGGUCCGGCCUUGGACGAGGAUGGGCAAGGUGGGCGGAAGAGACGGCUGGAGCCUUCAAGGAUGGCCGGGCGAGAUUGGGGGCGGCAAAGAAGAAGGAGGUCGGCUGGCGGCGCUAGAAAACG